This is a messenger RNA of Saccostrea echinata, 1512 nucleotides long. RefSeq lists its product as uncharacterized. Lineage: Eukaryota; Metazoa; Mollusca; Bivalvia; Ostreida; Ostreidae. The record is from RefSeq and is a predicted model, not a curated record. The transcript is spliced from 3 exons. Bases 1 to 1512 code for a protein of 503 amino acids.
AUGGGUGAAUUUGAAGGAAAUGAACUUGCCGAAUUACAUAUAUAUACCCAAACAUUUCAAGUAAUUACAAAAUUACAAGAAAGAGCCGAAGCUGAAAAAAGAUUCCAGUCCUAUAUAAACAGAGUGUUGAAUGAAGGAGACGAUGAGAUCGGGAUAGUAUUUUACAAAGGACAGCUGUUUUCUCACCCUCCAGGCACUGACGAUGCAGGUAAAUAUUCCAUUGAAUUUUAUCUGCUAUCAUUGAAACAUUGGGAUGCUCAGAGACGAAAUAGUCUCUUGACGUCGAAAAUCUUCAAAGAAUUUACAGAAAACUUUGCAACACUGGAAAGAGAAGUGUUAAAGCAGCAAACAGUGUGUCUCAAACGAGAUCCGGUCAGUUUUGACGACCAUGCCGAGGAUCUUGGUCAGGUCCCAGGGUGCACGAAUAUAGAGGGGGAUAACUGCUGCGAAAAGUGCUUGAAUUUUUGGUUAAUUGUUCCCAGAGUUCAAUGGGACUUUUUUGACCUCCUCUACCAGAUGUACACUUUUGAUAUUUUCCAUCAAGGCAUGCUGGCUAAAUUUGUUCACUUCUUCACAAUUCCAACCAACGUCAUGUUGUCCAUGAUGUUUCUCGCCCAAUUCAAUAUUUAUGGAGAGCUUCGCUAUGGAAAUGCAUUUUCUGUCAAUGGUGCACUCAUUCUCUUUGGCGUCUUAAGCAUUGCCUAUAUCAUUAUGGGAUUCAUUCGUAAGUGUGUCCUGUGGGGUGUUGCUACUACAGUAGUGUUAGCGGUACUUAACAUGGCGGGAAACCUGUGGUACUACAGUUAUCGCACUGUGAACAACCCCUGGUAUAACCCGACCAAUUGGUACACCAAUCCACUCAUAUGGAGCUAUGGAAUAUCUUUUCUACAGGCGUCAUCUCAUAUGACAGAAUCACAAAUACCAGCUUUUAUAACAGGUGUAACUCAUUGGGAAUCUCUGCACAUGUUCUUCCUCAAAAGGAGAAAAACACUAGAAUCUCGCUGUAAAAAUUGUGGAUUUGUAGUACUGUCCUUGAUCUGCUUUCCGUUUCUAUCCGUCUCUGUAGCAUGGUUUUCAUGGCCGCAUCUGAUCGGCACGGAGGUCAUUUACAUCAUGGCUGGAAUAGGUUAUCGCCCUAAAUUUUUUAAAGAAUAUUUCCGAAUUGUCGAAAAGUCGGAGAGUUUCGGAAAUCCAGUCAUCGACCGGUUUCCCACAAGCCACAAAGAUGUCAUGGCCAUAGCACCGGCUCACGUGGAAUCAAUGAAGAAGUCACAUCUUCUUUCUGACCACCCGACUAAUGGCGAAGUUUUCAAAUCCAUCGCUACAUUAAAACUAUCUGCAAUGUACCUAAGGAAAAGAAGUAAUAUAAAAUCACUGAGUAAAAGUGAAGAAGGACAAAAGAGCGCUUUGGAUACCUUAGAUAUCAUGAUAGCAGCACGCAAGGGUUAUUAUGGGAAAAGUAACACUGGUAAAGUUGGACACAAGGACAGUGGGGGAAAUUCAUCAGUGUAA